Messenger RNA from Onychomys torridus (southern grasshopper mouse), 1746 nucleotides. Its product is annotated as keratin, type II cytoskeletal 6A-like. Gene Ontology annotation, biological process: keratinization; intermediate filament organization. The coding region runs from base 60 to 1715 and encodes 551 amino acids. NCBI's taxonomy places the organism in Eukaryota, Metazoa, Chordata, Mammalia, Rodentia, Cricetidae. The record is from RefSeq and is a predicted model, not a curated record. The transcript has 9 exons. Gene Ontology annotation, cellular component: keratin filament. Gene Ontology annotation, molecular function: structural constituent of skin epidermis.
AUCUGCUCAGCUGUGCCCUGCAGUCUCUCCACUUCACAGACUUCUCAUCUCUAGGAACCAUGUCUACCAAAACCACCAUCAGGAGUCAAACCAGCCACCGAGGCUUCAGUGCCAACUCAGCCAGAGUCCCAGGGCUCAACCGCUCUGGCUUCAGCAGUGUGUCUGUGUGCCGCUCCCGAGGCAGUGGUGGCUCUGGGGCCAUGUGUGGAGGAGCUGGCUUUGGCAGCAGGAGUCUCUAUGGUGUGGGGAGCUCCAAGAGGAUCUCCAUCGGAGGGGGCAGCUGUGGCAUUGGGGGAGGCUAUGGUAGCCGAAUGGGAGGAGGCUUCGGCUUUGGAGCAGUCGGCAGUGGCUUUGGAUUUGGUGGUGGAGCUGGCUUUGGAGGUGGCUUUGGGGGCACUGGAUUCCCCGUGUGCCCCCCUGGAGGCAUCCAAGAAGUCACCAUCAACCAGAGCCUCCUCACUCCUCUGAACUUGCAAAUCGACCCCACCAUCCAGAGGGUGAGGACUGAGGAGCGUGAACAGAUCAAGACCCUCAACAACAAGUUUGCCUCCUUCAUCGACAAGGUUCGGUUCCUGGAGCAACAGAACAAGGUCCUGGACACCAAGUGGACCCUGCUGCAGGAGCAGGGCACCAAGACUGUGAGGCAGAACCUGGAGCCAUUGUUUGAGCAGUACAUCAGCAACCUCAGGAGGCAGCUGGACAGCAUCAUUGGGGAGAGGGGCCGCCUGGACUCAGAGCUGAGGAGCAUGCAGGAUACAGUGGAGGACUACAAGAACAAAUAUGAAGAUGAAAUCAACAAGCGCACAGCAGCAGAGAAUGAAUUUGUGACCCUGAAGAAGGAUGUAGAUGCUGCCUACAUGAAUAAGGUUGAACUGCAAGCCAAGACAGACAGUCUGACAGAUGAGAUCAACUUCCUGAGAGCUCUCUAUGAUGCAGAACUGUCUCAGAUGCAAACUCACAUCUCAGACACAUCUGUUGUCCUCUCCAUGGACAACAACCGUAGCCUGGAUCUGGAUAGCAUCAUUGCCGAGGUCAAGGCCCAAUAUGAGGAGAUUGCUCAGAGGAGCCGGGCUGAGGCUGAGUCUUGGUACCAGACAAAAUAUGAGGAGCUGAAGGUCACAGCUGGCAGACAUGGGGAUGACCUGCGCAACACCAAGCAGGAGAUCGCUGAGAUCAACCGCAUGAUCCAGAGGCUGAGAUCUGAGAUCGACCACGUCAAGAAGCAGUGUGCCACCCUGCAGGCUGCCAUUGCUGAGGCUGAACAGCGUGGGGAGAUGGCCCUCAAGGAUGCCAAGGGCAAGCUGGAAGGGCUGGAGGAUGCCCUGCAGAAGGCCAAACAGGACAUGGCCAGGCUGUUGAAGGAGUACCAGGAGCUCAUGAAUGUCAAGCUGGCCCUUGAUGUGGAGAUCGCCACCUACAGGAAGCUGCUGGAAGGAGAGGAGUGCAGGUUGAAUGGUGAAGGUGUUGGACCAGUCAACAUCUCUGUGGUGCAGUCCACCAUGUCCAGCGGCUAUGGCAGCGCAGGUGGUGCCAGCAGCAGCCUGGGCCUGGGAGGAGGCAGCAGCUACUCCUACAGCAGCAGCCUGGGCCUGGGAGGAGGCUUCAGUUCUGGCAGUGGCAGAGGCAUCAGCGGUGGCCUCAGCUCCUCUGGUGGCAGCUCGUCCACCAUCAAGUACACCACCACCUCCUCCAGCAGGAAGAGCUACAGGCACUGAAUUUCCUGCCACCAGAGCUGGUCCCUGACCC